AUGUGGUUUCUCGUGUCUGCUUGUCUGGGUAAUCAUGGAUGGAUUAGACUGCAUCAUGUCCUUACAUUUGACAUCAGCAUUACCUAUCAUCGCAUAUGGCUCAAGCCUGGAUCCACUGUUACUAUUGGCCGUAAAGGUGCUGACAUCACUUUACCAAACCGGACCAUCAGUAGAUUGCAUGCAACCAUAUCUGUAGCAACAGUAUCUGAAUCAAAACAGUCUGUAUCUACACACUCGUAUCCAGCUGUCACUGUCACUGAUUCUGGAUCAAAAUACGGAACAUAUAUUGGUACUGCUGAGCAGCGAGUCAAUGGGAUACUAGAGCUGACGGAUGGUCAAACAAUUCGUUUCGGUAGUAUCACGGAUCAUGUUUUAUUUAGACUUGUUCGUGAAAACCUUGUUGUUUGCACAUCUGGUCUUAAAAGUCAGAUGAGAACAAACACCAGAGCCAUUGCUGCUGAAUAUGAUAUUUCUGUCACGACUGUUUUUGGACUCGAGUGCACACAUUUGUUGAUGAACUAUAUCCAAAUCACUGCAAAAGUGGUUCAAGCUCUAGCCACUGCAAGACCAAUUAUAAGCAUCGAUUUUAUCAAAGCUUUUGCAACUGUAGAUGCGAUGGAUUAUAAAGCGCCAGAUUCUUCAAAAUUCUUGCCACCUCAUGAUCAACUACCAUGGCCAAACGUGUCGUUUUUGGCUGAUGAGCGGCGACUUGCUUUAUUUAGUGGAAUUGACUUUAUAUUAUUUUCUCAAACAGAGGCAAUGAACGAAAUCGUUACAGCAAGUGGUGGAAAAACACACAUACACCAGUUUGCUGAUCCGUCUAAACCAUCACAGGCCGAGUAUGCCGCACUGAAAUAUACCAUGGAAACAACCCCACGCUUUUUGAUAGUGAUUCCCAAAGAUCUACACAUUGCAGCACUUACACAACCACUUCUUGGUGAACUUGAGAGAAUGGGAUUUAUCAAGGCGUGUAUUACACAUGAUCAGAUUGCUCUUGCAAUUGUAUAUGUUUCAGUUGAAAAAGCCAUAGAAACCCCACGAAUCAACACACCCAUCAAGGCUAAUACUGCAACAAUAACAGCAAAUGCAGACUUGCCUGAAAUGCACAUAGUAGACAAUACGCCUCUUGCACGAAUAAAAGGAAAUUUUCCAGGCAAUUCAGGACAGCUAAAAACAUUGCAUUCAAUAAAGGCUAUCCCGAAAAUGGACUCAAUACUGACCCCGCCAGCACCAUUAUCUGCAAUACAAUACUCUCCAUCAAUAUAUAGCAGUGUUGCUGCUUCUCCAUCUAUUUGUAGUCAAUUAGCUACGGGCGUGAUCGAGACUCCAGGAUCGCUGUUUCAAAAUACUCCCGUGGCUCGAAACUCGUCAACUUAUAACAUACGUUCUAAACCUUUACAGAAUAUAUUUUCUUUGGGUUCUACUGUAGCCAAACAAAACCCUAAUGAAAGAUCUGUUGUUGAAAGUGCAAACGUGGUAUUACCUCAAAAAGAACCAGUGCAUUUGGCACAAAAUUCUCGAUUUCCUGCCUCGACAUUGUCAAUUGAAAGUGUUUUACCGAGUUUAUUUUCUGGAAAAGUCGGUCGUCCAGCUACGGCCAGUGGCAAUACACCCUCCCCUGUUUAUUUACAGCGAAUCACCAAACCCAAAAAUAAUUCAACUACUCCAGUGAUGGCUGUUGAUACCCCUUCAACAACUCCACAGGCAGCUAUAUCUCAGAUGUUAUCCAUUGAAUCUAUUAUCAACACUGGUGAUAAUGCGAUUUCUACUGUUUUGACAAAGACAACUCCAGCAGCGUGCAAUGUGAAUGAUCUCAUGGAUUUCAUGUUUGAUCCAGCAGAAACCUCAACCUCGAAGCAAACGAAAAACACGGCCAUGAAUGCAAACUCGGCUGCCAAAUCAACAGAUGAAUCUAUUGUGGUAUCACAAGCUGCUUCAUCAACAGUGUUGAGCAUGCCUAUAUCUGAUUUUAACAAUUCAAUGGUAUCAGAUAUACCGUUAUCUAAUGCAAAUGAGAUGGCUCCAUGUUCGCCAACAACACAUUCUUUAAAGGUAUUCAUACAACCACAGCCUAUAAUAGCUGUACUACCCACAUCACCUCCAAAAAAAGCACCGACAGCCAUUCUAGUUCCCAACAAACGAGGCACGGAUCUAGUUAUGGAUCUUUUUGAUGAUGGGCUGUCUGGGUUGGCACCAGUGAAAAUACGCAAAUUAGUCAAAAGUACACAGAAUACGGAAAAGGGACUUGGCGCAAACGAAGCUGUCGAGUAUAGUCUGCAAUCACAAUUUAGGCAGGAAAUAUCGCAAAACUUUGGAAGUGAGCAUGGAAAAGUGACAUCGUUUGCACAACGCCUUGGAAUGACGGCACAUGACUUGUGCGACCCAUCUUCAAAAACGCCUAUAGAACAAGAUAUGUCAUCCCUACCACACAUGGAGUUGGAUGUUGGAAAAAAGCGGUUACCAGUUUUUACAAAACCUAAUCAAGGCACACUUGAAUCAACCCAAAUCAAGCGCAUAAAAUCAGUAGAUGUUCAAUCAAAGUCUUUUGAGUGUAUGACGAAAACAGCGACAGUGGCAGAGCCUUUUCAGUCUCGAUCUCAGGCAUCCAAGCCAAUGGUGGAUAAAUAUGCAGCACCACCAGCACUGAGUGAAAAGGGGAUUCUUACGAUUGUAUCUGACACUACGCGGCAAUUGAAGGAAAUUAAAGUGGAGCAGCAGCGAUUGGAUCAUGACGUAGUUAUUACAACAGGCAGACAACCUCAUACAACACCGACGGAGGAACUGUUGGUGAUUGUCGAGUUUGAUGUAGCAAGAAAACCUCCAAAAGACGCGGAACACGAGAAGGGUAGAAAAAACACCAGCGGUAUAUCCAAUAAGAUGGAUAAUACUUUGAAUGGUUCGCACAGGCAGACUGAAUCUAUUGACAAAUUGGUAAAUUUUAAGCGGUUCCAGUCUAAAGGAAAGAAGCGUGUAGGUCAAGACUAUUCAACACAGCACGGCAGAACGAUUCUUGACAUGUACAUUGAUUAAUCAAUACUUUAAAAUUGCAUCAACCAGGAGAUUAAAUCCAUGCACUGACAAUGCCAGCAUCAAUAAACAUUUUGU
This is a messenger RNA of Batrachochytrium dendrobatidis JAM81, 3105 nucleotides long. RefSeq lists its product as uncharacterized. Bases 1 to 3030 code for a protein of 1009 amino acids. The transcript has 9 exons. Lineage: Eukaryota; Fungi; Chytridiomycota; Chytridiomycetes; Rhizophydiales. Gene Ontology annotation, cellular component: Mre11 complex. Gene Ontology annotation, biological process: double-strand break repair via homologous recombination; mitotic G2 DNA damage checkpoint signaling. Gene Ontology annotation, molecular function: damaged DNA binding; protein binding. The record is from RefSeq and is a predicted model, not a curated record.